This is a messenger RNA of Ailuropoda melanoleuca (giant panda), 549 nucleotides long. It is a transcript of the gene FAM177B, whose product is annotated as family with sequence similarity 177 member B. Bases 1 to 549 code for a protein of 182 amino acids. Lineage: Eukaryota; Metazoa; Chordata; Mammalia; Carnivora; Ursidae. The transcript has 4 exons. The record is from RefSeq and is a predicted model, not a curated record.
AUGGAAAAAGAUAAUUUCCAAGAGUCAGAAUUAGAGAAGAGUGGAUCUCCCAAAAGAACGACUCCCAAAAGAAUUAUCCAUUUCAUUGAUGGAGACAUCAUGGAAGAAUAUACCACAGAGGAGGAGGAAGAGGAAGAAAAAAAGGAACAGAAAACAAAUUCAACACAUGAUCCCUCUACGCUUUCAUGGGGGCCCUAUCUGUGGUUUCGGGCAGGGCAAAUAGCAAGCGCCUCAUUUUCUGCCUGUGAAUUCCUUGGUGGAAGAUUUGCUACCUUCUUUGGUCUUAAUCAACCCAAAUAUCAGUAUGUGUUGAAUGAGUACUAUAGAACACAAAAUAAGGAAAGUGACAAGGAAGGUGAAGGGAAUGGAUCAAAGGCCCAGCCAACCAAGGUUCCUAAUGAAAAGUGUCACCUGGAGGCUGCGGGCCAAGAGUAUGGAACCAGACAACACGACAUUGCAGAAAGUGUUCCUCAGCAGAGUGCCUCAUCCAGGGAGAGCCUGGCAGCAGAUUCCAGCUCAAAAUGGGCCCCAGGACUGCAGUUCCUCUGA